AUGACAAUUGCAACCACUGCAUUCCUUAAAUUGAAUCAAUCUCAUUUCAAUCAAGGAGGCGAUUACAUGCCAGCUCCCUCCCAACCAGUCAGCGAGUCAAAUGAUUUCUAUCAACAUCAUUUUCCAUACCAUUUCGUUGCACAUCAUCAAUAUUAUCCACAUCAUAUGCACUGCACAACGCCUCACAAUUGUGAUCAUCAUAAUAAUUAUGGAACUACAAGUAACAGUGGCGGUGGUAAGUCAUUUGCACAUCACACUUAUCAAACAAUUGGUCCAUCCACAAUAAGCUCAACAGUAUAUCAAGAGCAUCACUAUGCAAAGCCAGAUAAUAUGGGUAAUAUUGAAAUUAUUGAUAGUAAAAAACCGCGCAAUUUCGAUGAUAUGAAUAAUGAAAUCUAA
Chironomus riparius is the source of this 399-nucleotide messenger RNA. Lineage: Eukaryota; Metazoa; Arthropoda; Insecta; Diptera; Chironomidae. The record is from the annotation of a GenBank genome assembly.